Molecule: messenger RNA, 3549 nt
Organism: Anopheles stephensi (Asian malaria mosquito)
Lineage: Eukaryota; Metazoa; Arthropoda; Insecta; Diptera; Culicidae
Product: ERC protein 2-like
Exons: 2
Coding region: 507-2573 (688 amino acids)
Cellular component (GO): Set1C/COMPASS complex
Source: RefSeq, a predicted model, not a curated record
CUGGAAACUAUCGUCUGUAAACGAACAAAUACAAUUUGCAACUGCAACGCAAAUACUCCACUACGACCAUUUUGAUUUUUCUUACGAGUUCUCUAUAACGAUUUGAAUAAGAUCCCAACUUUUCUUUAACUUCAUUUAGUUAAUCAUUUUUGUCUCUUACAGAUAAUCUACACACAAAAUGAUAACCUCGUAAUCCAAGUGGUAAAUCUUUCGACGUCCCCAUACAUUAACCGUCAUAUUACAUUCCUUCGCUUACAGCUCAUGGUUGUACAAAAGCUCCCAACUCCCUAACCAAACCAACGAAAUAUUUCGGCCAGCGGACAAUAUUGGAUGCUACACCUCUAGAACGGGCUAGCGUUCUACCAUUAAUUACCGCCAAAAGCCUAUUCCCGAAAGCGACAGAUUUAUGAUGUCCCGGCUAAGCACCACCAGGGCAGCACAAACAUCGUUCACACGCGACGAUUCAUGGGAACGUAGUAACCACAGGCAUCUAACAUCGAAACGUAAUGAAUGCAGAAGCUCACUCGCAAGCACAGGAAGCCGACCAAGUGCUGCGUGAUAUUGCGCUCAAGAACCUACAGCUCCGUCGGCUCACCAGUGUCCUGUUGGUUGAUUCCGAGUUUCUGCGUCUUUGCGACACGUUCGACGAAGCGAAGCGUACCUUUGAGCGGGCUGCUGCUGAUAACGUGGUUGAUCGAUUUUCCAUCGAUAGUGACACGGAGGAGGAUAUUAUUGCGUUACUGGAACUAAAGAUUAAAAUUUUGCAGCGUUCGGGGAAAAGUUGUUUGCAACGCAUUAUCAAAUACAACGACGCACGAAAGGAAGAUACACCGGAAUUGCAGGAAGCACAGUUCAAGGAUCGGCUACAGACAGCACUUGUACAACUUAACAAAAGUCACAGACGUUUUCGGCAGGGCGUUUUGGACAUUAGUUGGAGUGUUGGUGAUAUACGCCAACUUCAGGAUAUCGAGUCUCGCCUGCAAAAGACAGAUUUCUUGCAUAGUAUUGUGUGCAAAAACCAUUUGAACUGCUUGCAAGUCCUGCAAUCUACGAACCUUGACAACACCAUUGAGCUUAGCUGUGUUCGGUUACGGUUCGCGGUAAAUUCCUUUUUAGUUUUUGCACUCGUUCAGCUGUGUGAGCUUCUGGACACGAUGGAAAGUGAAGAGAGCGUCCGCCGAAUGCAUUCAAAGCUACAGGACGAGAUACGCCGCUCGUUGAAUGAUAUCCAGGUGAACGAAGAAGAGCUGGCAUCGCUUCGUCAGAAACUGUUCACCUCCGCCGAUAGUCUUACGGCACAGCGAACCAUCGCGAUUGAGCAGCGCGAAAAGCAAGGUCUCGAUCUGCAGGAACAUCUGCGUACUAUCGACCUGCUGGAACUAGAUCGUGAGGAAAUUGAAGGCCGCGUUACCCGACUGAUCGAAGAAAGGGAGGAAAUCCAGAAGCAGUUGGACGAGCGCCGACGCCUGCUUCACGAUGGUAUGCGUGAGAUUGUACGCCUAGAGCGUCUGAUCGAGCAGAUCGAGCGGGAAAUGUCGGAACGCACGGCAAAGUUCCAGCAGGAAGCGCAACGGCUCGAACAGCGACGGCUGGACAUUCUCAACGAUAAAACCCUCAGUCCCGAAGAACGAGCUCGAUUGUUGGCUGAGUGUGAUGCAGAGCUGCUUGAGCUGCGUCAAUCACACACCAGCAACAUUAAUCUGCUUGAAGCUCGCUGCGAUGAACUGAAACGUCUGUCCAAAAGUCUCGCCACAGACGUCGAAACCUUUCGUGACGAGGUGGCACGAAAGCAUCGUGAUCAACUUGCGGAGCUGGAAAGGCAGAAGCUCCUGGCUACUACUCCUUCCCAGAUAGCGCUGAUAGAGGCACAGAUCCAGCUGCAGCAGGCCGAAUUCAACGAGAAUCUCACCAUGUUGAGUCGUGCCCAAGCUCGCCCAGAGUACUUCUUCGACGAACAUGGACGCUACUAUUUCAACGAAGCUGGCGAACGCAUUUACAAGCGAGAUUCCUAUGCGUCUGAGUAUUGCCUAGGACCGGACGGUGAAAUGGUUAAGAUUUCGUCCGCCCUCAGCCUACAGACGGACGAAAAUGGCGUUUACUUUAUUGAUAAAUUCGGACAGAAAAUUUACCAGCAACAACACUUUGCCGACGCGGCUGGCGAAUACUAUCUCGAUGCAAGCGGUACACGUGUUUACACCGGAAAGUCGACUGAGCCAAUGUUGAGUGCAUCCAGCAAAUUCCCGUCUCCGUUCGAACGUACCCAACCACCUCAACCCACCGGUUCGACAGAAUCAUCCGGUGCAGAUGGCGAAUUUCUGCCGGAGUCCGAAUCAAUGCAAGAGCUGCGAGGACGUGUUGCAAACGAUGUGGCUUACAUUGAAGAAACCGUGGGAGUUGCGUUGCGGAAAGGGCUGGCAGCACUUUCCCGCACCCGACCGGACGAUCCUAUCGGGUAUCUGGCGGAUUACUUGGCGCUGUUUCAAAAGAACGCAAUGGAAACAAAGCGGCGACAGCAGCUGCUCGAAAGGCUUCGCUUAGAGGAAAGUGAUUGUAGAGCGGAAAGCCGGAUAUAAAUAUGUUCAAUGCGGACGGAUUUUCCUGAUUGAAAGUAACGCCAGGAAACCUAAUCCUGUUUUUUUUUUCAAUCAUUCGAUACGGGAUAGUGGUGUAUCGAAUUCUUGAUGAAGCGAUAGCUGUGCAAUGAAACGAGAGACAAAAUUGGUUGUGGAGUUCAAAUUAGUUGGUUCACUAAAUUUGAAUUUCUCUUGCCUUUUAUACGAUUUUCUUUAACCCAUUUGUUUUUUUUCUAAAUUAAGACUGAUAAAAUCAAGUCUAAUAACGAUGCCAAAUGCAAUUCAAAAUGGACCAAUCGAAAGUACUAUAUUAAAUAUACAUGAUUUUCACAUGUCAGUAGGGGCAUUAAAUGAUAUAUUUUCUUGCAUGCUCCACGGCUUUUGUGGUGUAAAACAAUCGGUCCCUGUAGUGGCAACCACACCAGGAAAAGCACGAUGAAAAUGCGACUGAAGUUUACAUGUCAACGCCAAAAAUGGUUGACCAUAUGGUACAAUAUUUGGGAUAAAUAUUAAUAAAUAAAUAUUGUUCGCCAUUGUUCCGCGCAUCGUACAACCAUGUAUCACCUUUUCUGACAUCCCGACAUUCCGAUCUCUACAAUGGCAAAUGGUUCGAACAUUAAUAUUGUCCCGUCUCUUUAAUGAACCUUUUUGCUUCAUGCUCAAUAUACGACAAAAAAAUGUGUUAAUCUUGCACAGCUGGACAUUUUACAACACGUACCGCUUUGGCACGUGGUAGAGACGUCCCGUUGAAGAGGGGUUAGUAAUAAAUUCUCUGUUUAUUGAUCUUUAAUCUGCUGACACAGGCUUUGGUGGGUUGUACAGAUAAUGGUUGCCGGAGUCCCAACCGGUAACACGCACCGGCAAACAAACGGUUCUACCUCCACAAAGUAGAAGCUAAUGCAAAAUGACAGCCCACAUCCGAACUGGUUCGAUCGUUCUGCAGGAUAGGGGAAUAAGCAAAGAUCAGGAUGGUAAA